Messenger RNA from Apodemus sylvaticus (European woodmouse), 471 nucleotides. It is a transcript of the gene Scp2d1, whose product is annotated as SCP2 sterol binding domain containing 1. The coding region runs from base 1 to 471 and encodes 156 amino acids. The record is from RefSeq and is a predicted model, not a curated record. Lineage: Eukaryota; Metazoa; Chordata; Mammalia; Rodentia; Muridae. Gene Ontology annotation, cellular component: cytosol. The transcript has a single exon.
AUGUGGAAGAGAACUGAUCCUCAAGCCAAGAUCAAAGCAGGGGAUCGGCCUCAGACUUGCCAUUCUCUGGCUCUGGGAUCGGCCACAGAGUCGGCACUGCCACAGGCUCUAGAACAGUCAGACUUUCAGAGCUUUUCGGUAUUUGAGGACAUUAGCCAACACAUCAAAGAAGUAGGAGCCCAACUGGUAAAGAAAGUGAAUGCCAUCUUUCAGCUCGACAUCACCAAAGAUGGGAAGACCAUUCUGCAGUGGACCAUUGACCUCAAGAAUGGUUCCGGGGACAUGUACCUGGGGUCGGCCCGGCUUCCUGCAGACACUGUCUUCAUCAUCCCUGACUCUGUCUUCACAGAGUUAGUUGUGGGUAAGAUGAACCCACAGAAGGCUUUCCUGGCUGGCAAGUUUAAAGUGAGAGGCAAAGUUCUCCUUAGCCAGAAGCUGGAGAGAAUCUUCAGAGAGUGGGCUAAGUUUUAA